Messenger RNA from Suillus subalutaceus, 531 nucleotides. RefSeq lists its product as uncharacterized. The record is from RefSeq and is a predicted model, not a curated record. The transcript has a single exon. Lineage: Eukaryota; Fungi; Basidiomycota; Agaricomycetes; Boletales; Suillaceae. The coding region runs from base 1 to 531 and encodes 176 amino acids.
AUGAGUUUCAUUGCAGGAGCGGCAAGAUAUCUCGGCGAAGAAUAUGAUGUGGAUGAUUGCAUUGCUGACAUGGACAUGGACUUCCUGGAAGAUGGGCUUGAUACUGAUUGUUCCAGCAAUGAUGUUCCGGAUUCAGGUGGACACCAACCUCGGGUGUUGUUUAGACCCGAAAUAGCUGUCAUCCCUCUCCUGUCGAACUUGGGAUUAGAGCGGUGCAAGGAGUUGGGCGUCAUUGGUCUUGUCAGACAAGAGAUCACCCUGCGGGAAGGGCAGGCCAAUGACAUGCUGCAUGCAAUCAGAGUCCACCUGGCUGACAAGGCUGUCUUGUUUAGGACCACAGUCCGGCUGGCAAAGUCUCAAGCCACCGCCACCCGAGCAUGGGCCCAGGUCCACUCCAUGGAACAAGUCAUCAACCUCAAUGGCACGAUUUGCAAGAAAUGCAGGGCCCAACUGACCAAUCUUCGGGCAGACCAACUGUUGGAAAAUACCGGGAGUUGGAGAAAAAGGAUCUCAAAGCCACCUCAGCUGUAG